Molecule: messenger RNA, 3009 nt
Organism: Musa acuminata AAA Group (dessert banana)
Lineage: Eukaryota; Viridiplantae; Streptophyta; Magnoliopsida; Zingiberales; Musaceae
Product: ABC transporter G family member 1-like
Exons: 4
Coding region: 324-2537 (737 amino acids)
Cellular component (GO): membrane
Molecular function (GO): ATP hydrolysis activity; ABC-type transporter activity; ATP binding
Source: RefSeq, a predicted model, not a curated record
UCAUUUGGCGAGCAACGCUGUGUUGUCUUCCGAAUUAAAAAUCAGGUUCAAGUGCUUCUUCUACCUCGACAACAUUCUUGAUCGAAGCGGACCUCAUGCAGCUCUUCCUCCUCCAUGCCACCACUCGCUCGAUCCUAAGCGCCGUGGGAAAACGAUGGAUCCGUGCUUGCCGACUCCAGCCGCCAUUACUACUUUAACUGACGUUGAAAUUUUGGGUUCGGGUAGAAGCAUUCCGACGUAGAGACCAUGCAGCGUUCAUGGCUAUUUAUUGGUUUCAGCGUCUCUCACCACCGCCCUGCCUCACGGUUAGUCGUUGAGCUUUCAUGGCUUCCCCUUCGAGCGUGCCCAGAUGGACUCCAAGUCCAAGCCCAGGCCGGCCGCGAGCCAUCGCCGACGAUGGCUUCAGCUCCGGCGGCGACGAUGUCAUCUUUCCGUUCGGUGACAUUCCCACUCCACCACCUCUGGUGAACCGGAGUCCUCGUCACGACGUCCAGCACGUAACAGAGGAGGUAGGAAACGGAAGCCUUGUGGGCCACGGGGUUUUCCGUGACGCCGGCGAGAGCAAACAAGGCGUUUUCCUCACCUGGGAAAAUCUGUGGGUAUCGGCGUCGGAUCGCAAAGGGAGGCGUGCUUCGAUCCUUCGUGGGAUCACUGGGUACGCCCGUCCUGGCGAGGUCUUGGCCAUAAUGGGACCUUCCGGUUGCGGCAAGUCCACCCUUCUCGAUGCAUUAGCAGGACGAUUGGGAUCUGGAGUGAGUCAAAAAGGAGAAAUCUUGAUCAAUGCCCAGAAGCAGAAACUCGCCUUCGGGGCCUCGGUACAGAGCUUUAAUCGAAGCCUUAUGUUCUUUGUUCUUCCAUCUCAGUUCUUAGACCAUUCCGGUGAAGUGCUGUUCCUCCCUCAGGCUUAUGUCACCCAAGAAGAUGUGCUCAUGACCACGCUAACGGUACGAGAGGCCGUGUACUACUCGGCGCAGCUGCAGCUGCCGGACUCCAUGACGAGGUCCGAGAAGAGGGAGAGAGCGGAGGCGACGAUGCGGGAGAUGGGGCUGGAAGACGCCGCGGACACGAGAAUCGGAGGAUGGGCCUUCAAGGGCAUCAGCGGCGGCCAGAAGAGGAGAGUCAGCAUCUGCAUCGAGCUCCUGACGCGCCCUCAGCUGCUGUACCUCGACGAGCCCACGAGCGGGCUCGAUAGCGCUGCGUCGUACCAUGUCAUGAGCCGCAUCGCGAGGCUCGCUCGACGCGAGAUUAUGACGGUGGUGGCGGCCGUUCACCAGCCGAGCAGCGAGGUGUUCGACCUCUUCCAUGGCCUCUGCCUCCUGGCCUACGGCGAGACCGUCUUCUUCGGCCCAGCUUCCACUGCUAAUGAGUUCUUUGCUGUGCACGCCUUCCCCUGUCCUCCGCUGACAAAUCCUUCCGAUCACUAUCUUAGGACGAUCAACAAAGAUUUCGACACGGAUCUCGAACAAGAUCCUGAGUCCAAGACAAGAACCAGCACUGCCGAAGCAAUCGAGAUCCUCGUGAAGUCUUACAGCUCUUCGGAUACCCUGCAGCGUGUCACACGAGAAAUAGCGGGGAUACAUGAUUUGGUAAUCGAAAUGUUGAUUAAACCUGGUUCAUGUCCGAUUUGCGGAGCAUGUGAACUCCAUGGCUUUUGCUUGCAGGGAGGAGCCUCGGUGAAGAGGAGGAACCAAGCGAGCUUCCUCGUUCAAACGCUUGUGCUCACGAGACGAUCCUUCGUGAACAUGUACAGGGACUUGGGCUACUACUGGCUGCGAUUUGCCAUCUACAUCGCGCUUUGCCUCUGCGUGGGCACAAUUUACUUUGAUGUUGGCCACGGUUUUGGCUCGAUUCAAGUAAUGUCCACUCCUCGACAAGCGUGUUUAAGAACCUAUAAGCUCAUGGUCAUUCCCUCGUACAUGUUGCAGGCGAAAGGGUCCAUGCUCAUGUUCACAGCUGCUUUCCUAACCUUCAUGGCGAUUGGAGGCUUCCCCUCUUUCGUAGAAGACAUGAAGGUUGGUUCAAAUCCUUCCUCCACAAGCCACUCAGCCUUGAGAUCACAGUGCUCACACUUGGUUCUUUUGGGAUUCAAACAAGAUCUUUGGAAGAGAAAGACUGAACGGGCACUACGGCGUGACUGCCUUCACCGUUGCGAACACGCUCUCCGCCACCCCGUACUUGGCUCUCAUCUCCGUGAUCCCGGGGGCCAUGGCCUACUACUUGGUCGGCCUGCAGAGGGGGGCGGGCCACUUCAUCUACUUCGCUCUCGUGCUGUUCAUGUGCAUGAUGCUGGUGGAGGGGUUGAUGAUGAUGGUGGCGAGCGUCGUCCCGGACUUUCUCAUGGGCAUUAUUACCGGGGCAGGAAUCCAAGGCGUAAUGAUGCUCAACGGGGGCUUCUGCCCGGCCCGGUAUGGCGCUACCCCAUGUACUACGUUGCCUUCCACAAGUACGCCAACCAGGGAUUCUACAAGAACGAGUUCUUGGGGUUGACCUUUCCCAAUGAGCAAGCCAGAGGGCCGCCCACCGUCACCGGAGAAUAGAUCUUGAGAGACAUUUGGCAAGUCGAGAUGGGCUACUCCAAGUGGAUCGAUCUUGCCAUCUUGCUUGGCAUGGUUGUGCUCUACAGGUUAACGUUCUUAGUCACCCUGAAGAUUCUGGAGACGGUCAAAUCCAUGGCUUGACCUUCAAAAUCCAUCUCCAUAAAUGGUUGAACAACAAACAAAAUAAUAACGGGAAAAAGGAAAAACAAGUGAUCAAAUGAAGAGAAUAUUCUGAUACACGUGGCAUGCAUGAGGGGCCACAUGAAUAAUUCAACUGUCGACGCAUUAUUGGUCUGCCAUAUGCACUGAUUGAAUCUUUAAGCUCGUACACGUCACGUGCACUCCAAUUAUGUAGCUGCCUCCACGCAAUUCACGCUGCUCGGAAUUGGCUCGCAAAGUCACAUGAAGGGAUUUUGUUGCAUAUGAGUUGUACGUCAAUUUCAUGUAUCCAUCAUCAAAACGUUCAAGAAUA